ACGAGGCUCAGAGAAGCGGACCGACCGACUCGUGGUCACAGAGCGCUGCAUCGCCGGGCAGGGUGCGUCCCAGAGGUUGCAGGGGCCACGCGUGAGCCCUGGAUCCCGGCUAAAGAUGCUGAGUGACCUGCCCGGGAGUUCCUGCUAUGAGCCCUGAUGCUGGUGCUCCAGGGAGCACUCUGGGUGGAAUCAGGGGGCAAGAUGGCAGCGGGGCCAAAUGGGUGCGAAGAGUGGGUGGGCAGCGCCUACCUGUUUGUGGAAUCCUCGCUGGACACGGUGGUCCUGUCGGAUGUCUACGCACAGCCCCAGCAGAAGGUGGCGGUGUACAGGGCUCUGAGAAGUGCCUUAGCAGAGAGCGGCGGGAGCCCAGACGUGGUGCAAAUGCUCAAGAUCCAUCGCAGCGAUCCGCAGCUGGUCGUGCAGCUGCGUUUCAGUGGGCGCCAACCCUGCGGCCGCUUCCUCCACGCCUACCGCGAGGGGGCGCUGCGCGUCGCUCUGCAGAGGCGCUUGGCGGCGGCGCUCCGGCGGCACUCGUUGCCCCUGCGGCUGGAGCUGCGCGCGGGCUCAGAGCUGCUGGACGCUUGGCUGACGGAUGAGGAGCGCUGUUUGAGCUGCAUCUUAGCUCAGAAGCCCGACCGGCUCCGGGAUGAGGAGCUCGCGGAGCUGGAGGAUGCGCUCCGGAACCUGACGUGCAGCCCCGAGGGUCAGGGUGGCGGCGUGGGGGUUGCGCUGGCCCCCUCGCAGCCUCUGGUCCCCUCUCCGUCGGAAGAGAAGCCGUCGCCGCCGGCACCUGUCCACACUUUUCUGUUCCAGGGUCAGCCCGUAGUGAACCGGCCGCUGAGCCUGCAGGACCAGCAGACGUUCGCGCGUUCCGUGGGCCUCAAGUGGCGCAAGGUGGGGCGCUCGCUGCAGCGCGGCUGCCGGGCACUGCGCGACCCCGUGCUGGACUCGCUGGCCUACGAGUACGAGCGCGACGGGCUGUACGAGCAGGCCUUCCAGCUGCUGCAGCGCUUCGUGCAGGCCGAGGGCCGCCGCGCCACGCUGCAGCGUCUGGUGGAGGCGCUGGAGGAGAACGAGCUCACCAGCCUGGCAGAGGACCUGCUGGGCCUGAAUUAGGCCCCGCCCGGGAGGAAGGGGCCGGCUUCCCGGCCCGGGUCUGGAGCCCCUGGAUGACCGUCCGGGCCCUUCUGCUGCUACCGCUGACCCCCUGUCCAUCCACGGGACGCUGCGAUCAGCUUAAACUGUGCUUUCCUCUCGGCAGAGCUGACUGCCUUUCCCAGGAGCCAAGUUCGCUGGGGGCGCUCCCUUGGGGGUUCUGCCCCAGCUCUGGGGUAGAGCUGGGGGCGCUCCUUUGGGGGUUCUGCCCCAGCUCUGGGAUAGAGCUGGGGGUGCGGUGCGCCUUUGGGGAUUCUGUCCCAGCUCUGGGAUAGAGCCGGGGGUGCGCCUUUGGGAACCCUACCCUAGAGCUGGGGGGAGUGGCGCCGAAGUCAGCUUCUCCCUCUCCCACCCCGGAAGAGAGGCUCCUGGCACGAAGCACCUGGGUGUGGCAGAAGCACCAGUCUUGCCUGCCUGCAGCACACACUCAGGGUGGGACCCUGAAUGCUGAGCCACGGUAAUAAAGUGUAAGGACAAAA
This is a messenger RNA of Lepus europaeus (European hare), 1634 nucleotides long. RefSeq names its product TNFRSF1A associated via death domain (gene TRADD). Gene Ontology annotation, molecular function: transmembrane receptor protein tyrosine kinase adaptor activity. The transcript has 6 exons. The coding region runs from base 157 to 1116 and encodes 319 amino acids. Gene Ontology annotation, biological process: positive regulation of canonical NF-kappaB signal transduction; extrinsic apoptotic signaling pathway. Gene Ontology annotation, cellular component: tumor necrosis factor receptor superfamily complex. The record is from RefSeq and is a predicted model, not a curated record. NCBI's taxonomy places the organism in Eukaryota, Metazoa, Chordata, Mammalia, Lagomorpha, Leporidae.